Penicillium diatomitis is the source of this 1086-nucleotide messenger RNA. RefSeq lists its product as uncharacterized. The record is from RefSeq and is a predicted model, not a curated record. Gene Ontology annotation, molecular function: chitin binding. The transcript is spliced from 2 exons. The coding region runs from base 1 to 1086 and encodes 361 amino acids. Lineage: Eukaryota; Fungi; Ascomycota; Eurotiomycetes; Eurotiales; Aspergillaceae.
AUGACCACAAUUUUACUUGCAAAGUGGCUCAUCCUGACCUUCUUCGGCUUUCUCAUUAUUCCUUGUGCAGCCGCCGGAAUCACUCCGUCUUUGGUUGUUCGAAAUGACGAUGGGCCCAUUUGCUCGACUUACAUUGUCUCUGGCACGGACACUUGUGCUAAAAUCGCCCAGGCCCAUGGAAUCACAGAGAAGAACAUUGAAGACUUCAAUGCUCGGACCUGGGCAUGGCGCGGUUGUGCUCAGCUAGAGCAAGGAGCAUUCAUCUGUGUUGGAGCGGGCGAGCCUCCUAUGCCGGUGGCGCUUCCACAGGCAACCUGUGGUCCUCAGGUUCCUGGAACCGUUCGACCUCACAAAUACUCUGAUCUGGGAGGAAUGAAUCCUUGCCCCAACAAGCAGUGUUGUGGGAGAUGGGGGACAUGUGGAACUACAGCCGACUUCUGUACUUCAGCCAACCACUGCAUCUCCAACUGCAACGAGGGCGCAGGAUCUCAGCCUGCUAAACCGCCUCCUCCACCACCGCCUGCCCCGAGUACCACUGAGAAGCCCAAGGCCCCUCCACCACCACCACCACCACCACCACCACCACCACCAACAAAAACCACUCAACUACCCAAGACAACACACACCACUCAACCGACUCACACUCUGAAAACAUCCUACAGCACCAAAUGGGUGACCGUCACCCAGAAGCCCCCAGAGCCCACUCACCCGAUUUGGGAACUGACCUUGUAUAGCGAGCCGGACUGCCGAGGCGACUACUACCUGAUCAAAGGAACUAGCACCCGUCUUGACAAAUGCUUCACACUACACUCGCACAUCCAAUACAAGGACCCGGAAGCAGACUCCUAUUGUCGGUGGUACACUGACGGCGGUUUCAACUGGACUAGCUGUGAUAAUAGUCCUAUGACACGGCCCACCUCAUGGUUCUUGAACAUGGGCUCGUGCACUGUCUACCCAGAUGACCACUGUGGCGAUUACUCGGGACACAUCAACAGAGGCGUCAAGCCGUUCUGUCAGAGUAUGAAUACGAUGGCCACGGAGCCGGAUACUAAUUUUGGAUCUUUGAUGUGCGAAAGUGGCGCGUGA